AUGACACUAAGAACGGACCGCGCCUUCUAUAAAAAGACUCGAAGCAAUACCAUCAUCAAGCUUGUGAGAGAACAAUAUCUACGAAACGAUAUUCCUUGUUUGUCAGAGGCCUGCACAUCAGCAAAAUGCAACAAUAUCAGUCGUCAAACAGCCUUAUUAAGUUCAGCAGCAGACCACUAUAUUAUACCUGACACAUCUGUUAUAAUGCGAUACCUGGAAAUUUUAGAACAAGACCAGAUAACUAAUAUUAUUUGGAGUCAAACUGUUACUAUAAACCUGCAACAACAUGACAAGUCGAAAACAUACAAAAAACUUCGAGAAAUCACCAAUGAUUCGAGAAAGAAGAGCAUCAUGUUCUACAAUGAAAUAUUCGAGGAGACCAAAGUUUUGCGAGUUCCUGCCGAAUCAAGUACCGUGCGUGAUUGGAGAGCACACUGUCAAUUGGCUCUGUGGUACGAUACGCAUCUCAACCACACUAAAAAGAUUAUAUUACUCUCUGAACUGGAUCAUACGCAUGACGAAACACUGAACAAUGUUGUCGUUAUGACUACUCGACAGUACUUGGAUACCUACUACAAGCAUGAUGUUGUGCUACAGAAUUUGGUACAUGUUUUGGCUGAUGUUGUUUUGGAAGACAGUGAGGAUGGAAAGAUUAGAAUUGCCUCAAAGAAAUCGGGUGGUCUGAGUGCUGUAAACACGGCUGUAUCUGGUUAUUCCGAGUACAAAUCAAUGGACGAGUUGGAAGUGGGCAUCAAAUCACAUCGCUAUUUUUCAGGUGUAUUGAGAUGCAGAAAGGACAGUCGAGAUCAGGCCUAUGUCAAUGGUGGUAGCCAUCUUGGAAAGGAUAUUUUGAUUAUUGGAAACGACAAUAGAAAUCGAGCAGUUCAUGGAGAUGCUGUGGUAGUAGAGCUGCUCUCUGAUAGCAACUGGGCAACACCAUCAAACGAGAUUGCAUUCAGUAGCAGCAACGCCGAAGAUGAGUAUGAGGAGGACAGAUUCACUAGUGCAGCAGCAGCAUCCACUCAGCCCACAGGCAGAGUUGUUGGUGUCUUGAAUCGAAAUUGGAGAUCCUAUGUCGCUACAUUACAAGAAGAUAGCUCGGUAGUGGGUGGAUCCAUCCACCUCGCCAUUCCUUUGGAUCCAGUUGUACCAAAGAUCAGAAUCAGAUAUCAAGAUGUCAAACUGAUCGAAAAUCAGCGUAUUGUUGUGCGUAUCGAUAAUUGGCCCAUUUCAUCGCAGUACCCAAAUGGUCAUUUUGUACGCUCGCUGGGCCCUGUUCAUCAGUUGGAUACCGAAAUAUCAGCAAUUCUAGUCGAACACUCAAUCUCGGUAUCUCAAGCAAGUCAAGGGUUUAGUCAAAUGUCCCUGAACGAAAUGCCUAUCGAUACCCCUGAAAAUCCUUGGAAACCAGAUCAGGAUGAAAUUAAAAGGAGAAGAGAUCUUCGAAACUUGACUGUGUUUAGCAUUGAUCCUCCCAAUUGUCAAGAUAUUGAUGAUGCACUGUCUGUAAAGGAAUUGCCGGAUGGAAAUAUCGAGCUAGGCGUUCAUAUUGCCGACGUGAGUUAUUUUGUAAAGGAAAACUUCAUCACUGAUCUUGAAGCGAGAUCCAGAGGAACUACUGUAUAUUUAGCGGACAGACGUUUUGAUAUGUUGCCAUCCGUUUUGAGUGAAAGAAUUUGUUCACUGCGUCAUAAGGUGGAUCGUUACGCAGUGUCUGUCAUUUGGACUAUGAGCAAAGACUACAAAGUGAUCGAUACGUGGUUUGGUAGAUCUAUCAUCAACUCCAGCUGCGAAAUGGAAUAUGAACAAGCACAGCAAUUGCUAGAUGGAAAAUCAGUUACAACAGGCUUAGAUGCAUCUUUGUGUAAAAAGUUAAAGCCUUGUGUGGUAAAACUAGCACAAGUGCUUCGUGUCUUUAGAAACAAACGUUUGAAUCAAGGUGCUUUGGAGUUGGAAGGAUCUGAAAUCAAGUUCAAGAUUACAGACAAGCAUGAAAUUACUGAUAUGAAUAUCCUUUUCACUGUACUAUACAAAUUUCUUACUAACGCACUACGAUAUACAUGUAUCCAUCCUUAA
Messenger RNA from Mucor velutinosus, 2076 nucleotides. RefSeq lists its product as uncharacterized. Bases 1 to 2076 code for a protein of 691 amino acids. Gene Ontology annotation, biological process: rRNA catabolic process. Lineage: Eukaryota; Fungi; Mucoromycota; Mucoromycetes; Mucorales; Mucoraceae. Gene Ontology annotation, molecular function: RNA binding; 3'-5'-RNA exonuclease activity. The transcript has 11 exons. Gene Ontology annotation, cellular component: cytoplasmic exosome (RNase complex). The record is from RefSeq and is a predicted model, not a curated record.